Molecule: messenger RNA, 4641 nt
Organism: Seriola aureovittata
Lineage: Eukaryota; Metazoa; Chordata; Actinopteri; Carangiformes; Carangidae
Product: corticotropin-releasing factor receptor 1-like
Exons: 14
Coding region: 570-1880 (436 amino acids)
Biological process (GO): adenylate cyclase-activating G protein-coupled receptor signaling pathway; cell surface receptor signaling pathway
Cellular component (GO): plasma membrane; neuron projection
Molecular function (GO): G protein-coupled peptide receptor activity; corticotropin-releasing hormone receptor activity; corticotropin-releasing hormone binding
Source: RefSeq, a predicted model, not a curated record
GGGGGGGGGGGGGGGGACAUGACGGUGUAGCUCCGGGUAACCUGCGCAGUAAACCAUGCGUGUAAAAGGAGUUUUGUUUCGGGGCCAGCCUUGAAGGGUACACGGCGGUGCCCGGCUGAUGGUGCGCUCUCUCCGCGGUGGAUUCGGUUUCCAGUCCUGUAACACAAACUAACCGGAACGACUUCAUUAGAGCUGCCUGUUCAACGACAACCCGAGCUGAACGGAGAGGACAGUUCAUCACCCGGAGGCCAGCUGAAAUGUUUGUGCUCCCGGGCUUUUUUUUAAUUUAUUUGAUUAAAUUACCGUAAUGGAACAUAACCUCUGAUAUCACCCGGACAGCUGACUUGGAGACCGGUUGGUUUCCUUCUGGCUACGCGCUUUUGCUUGUUCACAUUUCCAACAACAACAUAUUUGGCACCAUCAGAAAAAAAAAAAAAUUGUUGCAGCGACUUUUCUUUGCACAAUAAAACUCAGAGGAUAGUCUCUGUGGAGUGUGCCCCGGAUUCCAUCAAGUCAGAAGAAGAAAAUUAACGACACAUGAAAAUAAUGUGAAAAAUAAAGGAGUGGAAAUGCGUCGCAAAUGCUUCUUUCUGCUUGAGGUGUGUGCCAUUGUGAGCUUCCUGCCAUCGGCCUCUGUGGCAGAUCUGACAUGUGAAGCUCUGCUCAUGCUGUCAGGGAAUUUCUCCUUGCAGUCCCUGGCCGCCUCCUGGAACCAAACCCUGAGCAAUGCCACAGGUCAGUGGAGCGGCUCGGGACUCUACUGUGACACCUCCAUCGAUGGCAUCGGCACCUGCUGGCCCAGGAGCAGCGCCGGUCAAAUGGUGUCACGACCCUGUCCGGAGAUGUUCUACGGUGUCAGAUACAACACCACCAAUAAUGUUUAUAGGAAGUGUCUCACAAACGGGACGUGGGCGCUGAAGGGGAACUACUCCAUGUGUAAGGCCAUACUUCACGAGGAGAAAAAAGGCAAGAUGCACUACCAGAUAGCUGUGAUCAUAAACUUCCUGGGUCACUGCAUCUCCAUGGUGGCUCUGCUCAUAGCCUUCUUCUUAUUCUUGUGUUUGAGGAGCAUCCGCUGCCUGAGAAACAUCAUCCACUGGAACCUCAUCACCGCCUUCAUCCUGAGGAACGCCACCUGGUUCAUCGUCCAGUUGACCAUGAGCCCCGAGGUGCACGAGAGCAACGUGGUGUGGUGUCGCCUCGUCACCGCCUCCUUCAAUUAUUUCCACUCCACCAACUUCUUCUGGAUGUUUGGCGAGGGCUGCUAUCUCCACACCGCCAUCGUCCUCACCUACUCCACCGACAAGCUGCGCAAGUGGAUGUUCAUCUGCAUCGGCUGGUGUAUUCCAUUCCCUAUAAUUGUGGCAUGGGCCAUUGGGAAGCUCUACUACGACAAUGAGAAGUGCUGGUUUGGGAAGCGAGCCGGCGUAUACACAGACUACAUCUACCAAGGUCCCAUGAUUCUUGUGUUAGUGAUCAAUUUCAUUUUCCUCUUCAACAUCGUGAGGAUCCUGAUGACCAAACUUCGAGCCUCCACCACGUCGGAGACGAUCCAGUACAGGAAAGCAGUGAAGGCUACACUGGUCCUCCUCCCUCUCCUUGGAAUCACCUAUAUGCUGUUCUUCGUUAACCCGGGGGAAGAUGAGAUCUCUCAAAUCGUCUUCAUAUACUUCAACUCAUUUUUGGAAUCCUUCCAGGGCUUCUUUGUGUCAGUAUUUUACUGCUUCCUAAACAGUGAGGUGCGCUCGGCCGUGAGGAAGCGGUUCCACCGAUGGCAGGAGCAGCACUCGAUCCGAGCCAGGAUGACCCAGGCCAUGUCCAUCCCUACGUCACCUUCACGGGUCAGCUUCCACAGCAUCAAGCAGUCCACGUCGCUAUGAGAGCGGAAACCAGCUUUUCGUCCUCCACGCCUGCUUUUGGGAGAGAAACCUCCAGCUGUCAUCGUCGUCAUCAUUUCCUGCCACACCACUGGAGUGCACAAAAACACUUUCUGAGCCAGAGAGAGGGGACACUGCAUCAGUCUCUGAAACCUCAGGAGGGACGUUGUGCUUUAGACUUUCAGGAGAAAACGAAUAGGGACGGGGGGUAAGGACACUGCAGACUUUAUGAAACUGAAAAAUGAGGUUAGUGGAUCAAAAGAUGCACGUGACCAAGCUGAGUUUGGAUGUGAAUGUACAGCACUCCAUGUUCUUUCAUGUCUGCCUGCCAUAUAAAUCUGUUGUAUUCCUGCUUGCACACUUUGAUUUCUGCUAUCAGUGAGGACUUGGAUCUCGUGCCACUGGACGUCACUGAACUGGAUUCCACCUCAGCGGACACUGGACUCAAACGCUAGAGGGGCUGUGACUAAGUUAUUAAAAUGAGAAAUUUCAGACUUUAUUUCCAUUUUUUAUUGUUAUUUUGCUGUCACAAACAAUUGUCUGAUCAAAGUGUUUGUGUUAAUUUAGUGUUGUGUUACUUUCCUUUGUUUGUCAGCCGCUCUGCUUUCCAUCUACUUUCCAGAAGGGUUCAACACAUUCCAUAAUUUCUACCUGAAGAGUUUUGUUCUAAAAUAAUAACGUGAAUCCGUCAAGCAAAGCACAUAAUGUUAUAAUUAGUGGUUGGUUUUUCUUUCUGAGGAUUCACUCGUAGUUCAGUAUCUCAGAGAGAAAAACACGACAUUUUCCCAACAAAUCGUUAUUUUCUCUGGACGCACUAAUUCAUGUUUCUCACAGGUUGCCUAAUUUUGGGAAUUAUUUAAUCAAAAGUAUCAAACAAAAUACUCCACACUGUCUAAUUUACAAUAGUAAAUUUAUUUGCAACGUUUUGGUGCCAGACCUUCAUCAAACAAAUGGUUUGUGACGAUGAGAUACCAUGUUAAUAAUUAAUUCUAUAGUAAUUUAUCCCUUUAAUGUAACAAUUCAAAGGUACAUUUAUUGUUUAUUAUUGUGUUUUUAAUUUUGUAGCACUAUUUAUGAUAUUAGAAAUUGUUAUAUAUUUUUGGGGUUUUUUUUAAGUAAUUUUUUUAUGCUUUUUUGCCUUUAUUUAAGUUACAGUGAGAAAAACAGGAAAAUUGGAGAGAGAGAGGGAGAGGUGCAAAAAAGUGAUAAUUCAAACGUAAUUCGAGAUAAUGUGAUUGGUUUGCGGGCUUACAGCCACUGCUAUUUAAGAUGCUUCUCAUUAUCAUAAACCACAUUUUCCUGAUAAAGAUCUGGCACUGAAACAUUGCAGAUAAAUUUAUGAUUGCAUGUUAUUCCACAGUUUGUAGGAUUUUGUUUGCUUCUUUGGAUCCAUCCAUCUCCUACUCACCUGUCUCAUGAAAGAGAGGAAAUAUUUUAUCCAAACUGGAUGAAGAAUAAUCUUCAACCUGCGUUAACUGAUGUGUUUUUUGAUCACUUGGGUCGAUUCAAUAAGCUGUAAACACACUGACCCAUUAUCAUCUUAUGAAGUUGUUAACAAACAGCUGCUUAUCAGCAUGUCCAACAAACACAGAGCAACAUUAUCAUUCAUUUGAAGUCUGCUCUGUGUCACCUGAUGAAUGUAAGUCCAGGGUUCCCUCUCUUUUAGCUCUGUGUUUGGUCUCCACCAGCUCCUGAGGGAAAUAUCUGCCUCUUUAGCUGCUAAACGCUCCACCAUGUUCACCAGCUGCUCUCUGUAACUGUGUCUAUAUGUUUAUUAUUUGGCACAAAACUCUUCAGCUAUAUAAAGAGACUUAUUACCGUUGCCUCUCUACCAGCAAGCCGGAUACAGAUCGUCAUGAGCCGAGGAGGAGGAACAGGAAGUGAGUUCGUUCUUGUAUCUAAAAAGUGACUCUCUGUGGUGAUUGGUUGACAUUAAAGCAGUAACUUUGUGUACUGACUUAUUGUAAAUAGAAAUUCAAAGAGCGGGGUGUUCAAAUCCUGUUGAGUCGUCACAGAUAAAAACCACAAAAAAAAAAAAAAGGACAAGACAAACCACACACUGUAAAUCAUAUGGGCACAUUAUCCAUGUGAUCAGCAACUCACAGUCCACAUUCCUACGAUACCAGUUUGCCUAGCACCUGUGCAUUUUUAUGAACUGCUGUUUAUGUCAAAUUGUAAAUGAGCCUCAUCUUUUUCUCGUCCUGAAAUCUUUGUUUCUUUGGGGUUUUUUUAAUUUUAAUUUUUAUCCCUUUUUGUGUUGUUUUCGCUCUGGUUGUGAUGGAACGUCAGAACAGAACUUCACAUGCCGCUGUGACCUGUAUUAAUCUAAUGGUACUCGUAUAUUGUGAUUGGAGACACUUAAAUUUAAGAAAACUCUACUUAUCAGACACUUUUUUUUCUUUCUUUCUUCUUUUGUUUUUUGCAAUGUGAAGAGUUUCCCAAAAAGAAAAGUUUCUUUUUUAUUUUAUAUUUUUUAAUGCAGCAACCAAAAGUUUAAAUGUUAGCAGAAAUAUUGUUGACACAGUAAAAAUAAUAAUAAUGAUAAUAAUAAUUUGGUCAAACAAGGCGACAAAGAAUUACUGACACUGACUUCUCCAUAGUUGUGUGGUACAUGUGGUGAACAAUCAAAGAUACACAAUGUAAUUCACAAUAUUAUUUAUUGUUAUUUAUUUCCGAUAUUGUUAUUUUCAUACUUGAAAUGAAAAGAUGUCAAGAGAUAAUAAAGUGUGUGUUGCAUUUGACUGAAUGAAAAAUUUAACACGUG